ACGUUUCAUCGCGGAUGUUUCUGGCGGAGUGUUUACAAAGUUGCAACACAGGAAGCUCUCACUGAAAAGGCGAAUGUGUUGUUUUCUGCAGAAGGAAUUUACUUUUGUUGACUAAACUCCCGCCAGAAGACAUCGAUUUGACUCAGAUAAUUUAAUUGAUGCUUAAACUGAAAGCACGAUGUUCGCGGGGCUGCCUGAGCUUGGUAUAUCCAACGGAGAGGAUCUUAAAGAAACUCUCACUAACUGCACAGAGCCGCUGAAAGCCAUCGAUCAGUUUCAGAUGGAAAAUGGAAUCUUGCUGCCAACGCUCCAGUCUGCUCUUCCUUUUCUCGAUCUCCAUGGUACGCCUCGGCUUGAGUUCCACCAGUCUGUCUUUGAUGAGCUUAGAGAAAAGCUGAUGGAGCGAGUUGCCGUCAUAGCCGAGGGGAAGGAGGAGGACAGAUACAGGAAGCUUGAAGAGCUGCUCGAGAAGAGCUUCCCACUUGUUAAAAUGCCAUCUAUUCAGCCAGUGGUGAUGCAGGUCCUAAAGCAUCUACCUAAGGUGCCAGAGAAGAAACUAAAGAUGGUGAUGGCUGACAAAGAGCUCUACAAGGUGUGUGCAGUAGAGGUAAAAAGGCAGAUCUGGCAGGACAACCAGGCUCUGUUUGGGGAUGAAGUCUCACCUCUCCUAAAACAGUACAUUGUGGAGAAGGAAGCAGCUCUGUUCAGCAGCGACCUCUCCAUCCUGCACAAUUUCUUCAGCCCUUCUCCAAAAACACGACGCCAAGGCGAGGUGGUUCUAAAGCUGACUCAGAUGAUCGGGAAGAAUGUGAAACUGUAUGACAUGGUGCUGCAGUUCUUACGAACUCUCUUUCUGCGAACCCGGAAUGUCCACUACUGCACCCUGAGAGCAGAACUGCUCAUGUCUCUUCAUGACCUGGACAUCAGUGAGAUCUGCUCGGUGGAUCCCUGCCAUAAGUUCACUUGGUGUUUAGAUGCCUGUAUCCGUGAGAAGUUUGUGGAUGGUAAGCGAGCCAGAGAGUUACAGGGUUUCCUGGAUGGAGUGAAGAAAGGACAAGAGCAAGUCCUUGGGGACCUGUCUAUGAUCCUGUGUGACCCGUUUGCCUGCAACACCCUAGUCUUGAGUAUCAUGAGGAACCUGCAAGAGCUGCUGAGUCAGGAUGCUUUACCACGAGAUAGUCCUGACCUGAUGCUGCUGCUGAGGAUGCUCUCACUGGGUCAAGGAGCCUGGGACAUGAUUGACAGUCAGGUCUUCAAAGAGCCUCGUUUGGAUUUGGAAGUGGUUACUCGCUUUUUGCCUGCAAUGAUGUCAGUGGUUGUGGAUGAUCACACCUUUACUGUGGAACAGAAGCUCCCAAGUGAAGAAAAGAGCUCGCUGUCAUACCCCACCACCCUGCCUGAAUCCUUCAACAGAUACCUGCAGGAGAACAGAGUGGCCUGUGAAAUGGGUCUCUACUAUGUCCUCCACAUCGCCAAACUGAGGAACAAGAAUGCCUUACAACGGUUGCUGCCUGCACUUGUGGAGACCUACAAUGAUAUGGCUUUUGGUGAUAUCUUCCUUCACCUGCUGACUGGACACCUCACACUUCUCUCUGAUGAGUUUGGAUCAGAAGAGUUUUGUUCAGUUGUCUUUGAUGGAUUCCUCCUUACAUCUUUCUCCAGUAAAGAAAAUGUCCACAGACACACCCUGAGGAUGUUACUGCAUCUACACCACAAAGUGUUACCAUCAUGUAUGGAAACUUUAAUGAAAACGCUGGACCCUCCAAAACAGUGCAGUGAGCCACUGAAGGAGCUCUACACCCAGCUGACCGAGAAAAUGGAGGCGCAGAAAAAGAGCCCGCCUCCAACAGAUGAAACUCCAUCCCUGGACUUGGGGCUGCACCCAGUGACCGUUCCCACUACGGCCUCCACACCAACCACACCUCUCUGAAGAUCUUAAUCGCUGAUAGACUUUACAUGCAGGCUGCAGCUGAUUCGUGAAAAGCUGGAAAUUUUACAGUUGUAGCAUUUUUUUUCUUUUUCAGAAGGUUUCAUUCCUGUAGACGUGUCUUCCAGCUCUGACAGUGUACUCCUGUUUUUUUUUUGCAUUAUUGUUCAGAUAUACAAUACUUUCAUGUGUAUCUGGGCUGUGUGUGUUUAUGAAGUGUGUCAGUAGUGCAAGAACCCUGUAAAUAAAGAACUGUU
Molecule: messenger RNA, 2184 nt
Organism: Pundamilia nyererei
Lineage: Eukaryota; Metazoa; Chordata; Actinopteri; Cichliformes; Cichlidae
Gene: nelfb
Product: negative elongation factor complex member B
Exons: 13
Coding region: 179-1930 (583 amino acids)
Biological process (GO): negative regulation of transcription elongation by RNA polymerase II
Cellular component (GO): NELF complex; nucleus
Source: RefSeq, a predicted model, not a curated record